AUGACGCUCGACGUACUUCAUUUCAUUGACAACAAAGGCGGAAAUGCGGAGGAAAUCCGCGAGUCGCAGAGGAAGCGCGGGCUAUCCGUAGAGUUGGUAGACGAGGUCAUCCAGAUGUACGCAGACUGGGUCAAGAUGGACUUUGAGUCAAAUAAUACUAGCAAGCAAGUGAACGCGAUACAGAAGGAGAUCGCUGCUAAGAAGAAGGCGAAAGAGAAUGCGGACGAGCUUGUCGCGAAGAAAAAAGAGCUCGAUGCACUUGUGAUUGCGAAGAAGGCGGAGACUAGGGAGUUCGAGCAGAAGAUGCGGCAAAAGGCGUCGACCGUAGGCAACAUCGUUGGGCCCAACGUCCCUGUUAGCAUUUCUGAGGACGACAACAAAACAGUCAAGACAUGGCAUCCAAAGGGCGAGGGUGUCGAGGUCGAGAAGAGAACAGACAUCAUGCCGCAUCAUGAAGUGCUUCUCCGGCUGGAUGCUAUGGACCUGGAACGAGGAACUAAGAUCACCGGCCAUCGAGGGUACUUCCUGACCAACGACGGCAUUGACCUGAACCAAGCCCUUAUCUCCUACGGACUCGACUUCUUGCGCAAAAAGGGCUACAAGAAGGUCCAGCCGCCCUUCAUGAUGAACAAGGAGAUGAUGGCCAAGACGGCGCAGCUCGACCAGUUCGAUGAGGAGCUCUACAAGGUGAUCGCCGCCGAGGACGAGAAGUACCUCAUCGCGACCUCCGAACAACCCAUCUCUGCAUUCCACUCGGAUGAGUGGUUCGACUCGCCCGAGACGCAGCUCCCGAUCCGCUACGCGGGCUACUCGACGUGCUUCCGCAAGGAGGCCGGCUCCGCCGGGCGCGACAUGUGGGGCAUCUUCCGUGUGCACCAGUUCGAGAAGAUCGAGCAGUUCUGUUUGACUGAGCCCGACAAGAGCUGGCAGAUGCUCGACACGAUGAUAGCGAACUCGGAGGCGUUCUACCAGAGCUUGGGCAUCCCGUACCGCGUCGUGGCGAUCGUCUCUGGCGCGCUGAACCUCGCAGCUGCGCAGAAGUACGAUCUGGAGGCGUGGUUCCCGUUCCAGGGCGCGUACAAGGAGCUCGUCUCGUGUUCGAACUGCACUGAUUACCAGUCCCGGAAGCUUGAAGUGCGCUGUGGUCUCAAGACCAAGGACCAGUCGCGGAAACUCUAUGUACACAUGCUGAACGGCACGCUCUGUGCGACGGAGCGGGCGCUCUGUUGCUUGGUAGAGAACUACCAAACACCAGAGGGAGUUGUGGUCCCUGAGCCACUCAGGCCGUACAUGCAAGGCCGAGACUUCCUACCAUGGGCGAAGGAACUUCCGAAGAACUUGCAGCGAAAACAGGCAUAG
Molecule: messenger RNA, 1359 nt
Organism: Fomitopsis serialis
Lineage: Eukaryota; Fungi; Basidiomycota; Agaricomycetes; Polyporales; Fomitopsidaceae
Product: serine-tRNA ligase
Exons: 7
Coding region: 1-1359 (452 amino acids)
Biological process (GO): seryl-tRNA aminoacylation
Cellular component (GO): cytosol
Molecular function (GO): serine-tRNA ligase activity; ATP binding; tRNA binding
Source: RefSeq, a predicted model, not a curated record